Molecule: messenger RNA, 3268 nt
Organism: Tripterygium wilfordii
Lineage: Eukaryota; Viridiplantae; Streptophyta; Magnoliopsida; Celastrales; Celastraceae
Product: AP-3 complex subunit delta-like
Exons: 1
Coding region: 176-3112 (978 amino acids)
Biological process (GO): protein targeting to vacuole; Golgi to vacuole transport
Cellular component (GO): membrane coat; AP-3 adaptor complex; endosome membrane
Source: RefSeq, a predicted model, not a curated record
AUGGGUCCCACUUCACAAAGCAAGUGCUUCUUCCUCACGGAGCGAACCAGGGUAUGAUUUGAGAAUUCGAUUCAGUCGGCAGAACCUGAAUUCCGUCAAAAUCCUUCGAUAAUCAAUUAUGGGCGAAUUCAAUUUGAAAAAAUUCAAAUCCUUGAAAAAGCCAUAGGGGGAACCAAUGGCUGCCACUUCGCUGAUGGACACACUCUUCCAACGCACGCUAGAGGACCUAAUCAAGGGCCUACGACAGGCCGGAAACGAUGCCGCUUUCAUAUCCAGAUCGGUGGACGAAAUCCGCCGCGAGAUCAAGUCGACGGAUUCCCACACGAAGUCCGUCGCAGUCCAGAAGCUCUCUUACCUCAACUCUCUCCACGGCGUCGACAUGUCUUGGGCCGCCUUUCACGCCGUGGAAUGCGUCUCGGCCUCGUCUUUUGCUCACAAGAAGGCUGGCUACCACGCCAUCACACAGUCCUUCAACGACUCAACCCCGGUCCUCCUCCUCAUCACCAAUCAGCUCCGCAAGGAUCUUACCAGCACUAACAGCGAGUUUGAGGUGAGUAUGGCUCUAGAAUGCUUAGCUAGAAUCGGUACUGUCGAUCUUGCUAGAGAUUUGACUCCCGAGAUAUUUACUUUACUUUCAAGCUCUAAGCUUUCAGUGAGAAAGAAAGCAAUUUCUGUGAUUUUGAGGGUUUUUGAGAAAUACCCGGAUGCAGUUAGGGUCUGCUUUAAGCGCUUGGUAGAGAAUUUAGAGAGCAAUGAUCAGCAGAUUUUGUCUACAGUUGUGGGUGUGUUCUGUGAGCUAGCUUCUAGGGAUGCCCGAUCAUAUCUACCAUUGGCGCCUGAGUUUUAUCGUAUUUUGGUAGAUUCUAAGAACAACUGGGUCUUGAUCAAGGUGUUGAAGAUUUUUUCCAAGUUUGCGCCUCUCGAGCCAAGGCUUGCCAAGAGGGUUGUGGAGCCAAUUUGUGAGCAUAUGAGGAGGACUGGCGCUAAAUCUUUGCUGUUUGAGUGUGUUAGGACUGUUGUCACUAGCUUGACUGAGUAUGAAUCUGCAGUCAAGCUUGCUGUUAUGAAGAUUAGAGAGUUUUUGGUUGAUGAAGAUCCAAAUCUUAAGUAUCUUGGAUUGCACUCAUUGUCCAUUCUAGCUCCCGAGCACUUGUGGGCAGUUUUGGAGAAUAAAGAGGUUGUCAUUAAGUCGUUGAGUGAUGCAGAUCCUAAUAUCAAACUUGAGUCACUGCGCCUUGUGAUGGCAAUGGUGUCCGAGAGUAAUGUGGCUGAAAUUUGCAGGGUUUUGUUCACAUAUGCAAUAAAGUCUGACCCUGAGUUUUGCAAUGAGAUUCUUGGUUCUAUUUUAUCUACUUGUGGUAGGAAUGUAUAUGAAAUUAUUAUUGAUUUUGAUUGGUAUGUGUCCCUUCUUGGGGAAAUGUCUAGAAUUCCACAUUGCCAAAAGGGGGAAGAAGUUGAAAACCAGCUGAUUGAUAUUGGUAUGAGAGUUAAAGAUGCUCGACCAGAGCUUGUUCGUGUUGGUCGCGAUUUGUUAAUAGAUCCUGCUUUACUUGGUAGUCCUUUCCUUCACAGGAUACUAUCUGCUGCUGCUUGGAUAUCUGGCGAGUAUGUUGAGUUCUCAAGGAACCCAUUUGAACUCAUGGAAGCAUUGUUGCAGCCUCGAACAAAUCUCUUACCAACAUUGAUACGGUCAGUUUAUGUUCACUCUGCUUUCAAAGUAUUAGUUUUUUGUGUGCGGUGGUACAAUGGAACCCAUUUGAGUUCUCAAGGAACCCAUUUGAACUCUGGUUCCUCAGCAUUUGUUGACAAUUUGGCAACCAGAGUUUCCGAAUCAGCAUCUACAAUGGAAUGCCCAGAAGGUUCUGAUAUAAGGACAUUUGAACCGCAUGAGGGUUUCAACCCAAGGGUUUCCAGUCAAGUAGUUGGGGAUCUCUCAAUAGAAGAUGGCGGGAACUUAAAUCUCAGUAGUUACCAGGCAUCUAAAUCUUCUGCUCAAGAGAACACUCUUUUAACACAGGACUCUAUUCUUAGCAUGCUAAAUCUAAUUGUAUUGACUUUGGCCCCCCUCUCUGGAAGCAAUGAUGUGGAGCUACAAGAGAGAACAAGAAAUGUUCUUGGAUUUGUUGAUUUGGUAAAGAAAGAAAUAUCUAAUUCUUCACUUAAGAAAGAAGGGAAUUUUGAGAAAGAUGUGGGAGCUUCACAGAUUAUUGAUAUGAUCUGUGAUGCCUUUUCUGAGGAGCUUGGUCCAGUCUCUCUCAGUGCUCAAGAAAGAGUCUCUGUACCAGAUGGGUUAGUGCUUCUAGAGAAUCUUGCUGACCUGGAUGCUAUCUGUGGAGAUGUUCAAUUACCUUCCUUAAACCUGUUUUCUUCUGGGAAUCAUUUUGGGGAGAGUGUUACUGUUGCUGCAUUAAACCUACAUAGCAAAGAAGAGUCAGAACCAUCAGGGGAGUUCACUUCUCUGCUUGCAGAACACCGUAAGCGUCAUGGGUUGUAUUAUCUUCCUUCAGAAAAGAAUGGAUCUGAAUCAAAUGAUUAUCCACCUGCUAAUGACCCUAACUCACACGAUAUUCUUGAUGCUGGUGCUGAUGCUGAAGAUCUAGUUAAGCUUACCGCACAGUCACUUGUCACAAAGAAAAAAUCAACCCAUGCAAAGACUAGGCCUGUGGUGGUGAAGUUGGAUGGAGAUGAAGCACCUAUUUCCUCUAAAAAACAAGAUAUGGAGGAUGAUUCAUUAUCUGGUGCUGUUAGGGAUAUUCUUCUAGGCGCUGAAGCAGUGCCUGCAUCUCGAAGUAAUCAAGCUAUCAAUUCAUCCACUAAGAAUAAAGGGAAGGAGAAACUUUAUUUUGCUUCUGAUUCAAAAGAAAACAUAGGUGGUGGAGAAAAGCCAGACAGUGGAAAUCCAAGUUCGAGAAGAAGCAAACACAAGAGUCAUGGCAAAGAGAGGAGACGAAAAAGUCAGACGAAGAAGGAUACUGAAGAAAGAGAUGAAACUGACCAGAAUGAGAAGCGAAAAAGUAGUCAUCGCGAUGGUAAACAUAAAGCUCGUGAAAGAGCAGAGGGGCCAUUAAAUGUAGUUCCCCCAUCACCAGUUAUUCCUGAUUUCCUUUUAUAGCAUACAUGUACUGAUCAAGUGCUACUAUUAGUGGUUGUUGCAGCAAGAUCGAUUUUUUUUUUUUUUUGCUAACAUCUUGUUGUCCCAAGGUUAGUUUUACUGGAGAUCUUGUAAAUUUCUUUUGUUGUUGAAUACUUGAAUUUGUGCUUUCCUUGA